AUGCUGCCUGGACGGAUUGGUGGUAUGCAUUUGGCAAAUGAAAAUCCCUUGGGGCUUUCUUGGCAUGAUUCAGCUUGGAUACCUUUAUUAAGUCCUUCGAAUAUUAUGGAUUACUUCUCCGAAAAAUCAAACCCAUUUUUUGACCGUACGUGUAAUAAUGAGGUUGUUAAAAUGCAACGGUUAAGCAUGGAUCAGCUACAAAACAUGACAGGUUUGGAAUACAUCUUAUUGCAUGUACAAGAUCCUAUUUUAUAUGUAAUAAGGAAACAACAAAGGCACAGUCCAAAUCAUGUAAUACCAUUAGCAGAUUAUUACAUAAUUGCUGGAAUUGUUUAUCAAGCACCUGAUUUAGCCAGUGUUCUAAAUUCUAGAUUGUUGUCAGCUGUGCAUCACUUGCAAUGUUCAUUUGAGGAAACUAUGAUGUAUUCAAAAUACCAUCCAAGCAAAGGUUAUUGGUGGGAUUUCAAAACAAAUAAAACAGUAGGUGCAAGCCCAUUUAACACCAGUCAGCCAGCUAUUAAGGAAACAUCAAAUACACCCAAAGAAGAACCCUCCACACUCUUCCAGCGUCAAAGAGUUGACAUGUUGCUUGCAGAGUUAGUGAGGCAGUUUCCACUUCCAGUAACACCUGCUACAUCUAGUCAGACAAAUGGUGUUACAGUGAAGACAGAAAAUACAAAUGAUAAGGACAAAGCCUUGGAAAAUAAUGGUGUUAAUAAUAUAACCAUUAAACAAGAACCUGUAGAUACUAUUAGCUCAGAUAUGACAAAUGGCUCAAUGCAGGGGCAUGUGGAAAUUAAAACAGAAAUUAAGCAGGAGAACAUGAAACCCCCACCAGAGAAGAAACCAAGAAAUUUGUAA
Molecule: messenger RNA, 861 nt
Organism: Parnassius mnemosyne (clouded apollo)
Lineage: Eukaryota; Metazoa; Arthropoda; Insecta; Lepidoptera; Papilionidae
Source: the annotation of a GenBank genome assembly